AAGGGGCUGAUGAGAGGAAGAUUAUUGUUCUUUUCAGAGGAUGCCUUCGCUUCCUCCCAGUGAGUCUUCAGUGAACCUUCUUACUAGAGACUUCGGACCAGAGUGAGGGAUGUAAAGAGAAGGAAAGCCGCCAGGAGCUCCAGCCAGCCGGGGAGACCCUCCUCUCUGUGGAGGGGAGGGGGAUUUCCAGCGACACAUCUCUGACGAAAGGGACCUUCGCAGGAGAGGAGCCCUCCGAGGGAGCGGGGAAUCCCACAGCCCUUUGUGGCACAGGAGCCAGAGCUGCUGGCUGAGUGGAGCGGGGGUCUGUGGGAGCUAGCCAUCAUGGAGAUGCCUGCUACAGAGCAAUCCUUCUUCACCUGACCUCCUCCUUAAGGACCCUGGCUCUGUGAUUCCGUCCAGGUCAAAAUGGCAGAAAAGGCUCUCCCUGGCUUGAACAGGAAGACAUCUAGGUCGACACUUUCUCUUCCUCCAGAACCUGUGGACAUUAUCCGAAGCAAAACGUGCUCUCGGAGAGUUAAGAUCAAUGUGGGGGGCCUUAACCACGAAGUCCUGUGGAGAACCCUGGAUAGGCUACCCAGGACACGCUUGGGGAAGCUUCGAGACUGUAAUACGCACGAAAGCCUCCUGGAGGUGUGCGAUGACUACAAUCUUAACGAGAAUGAGUAUUUCUUUGACCGACAUCCUGGAGCUUUCACAUCUAUCCUCAACUUCUACCGGACAGGGAAGCUGCACAUGAUGGAAGAAAUGUGUGCGCUGUCUUUUGGUCAAGAGCUUGAUUACUGGGGCAUCGAUGAGAUCUACCUGGAGUCCUGCUGCCAAGCCAGGUACCACCAGAAGAAAGAGCAGAUGAACGAAGAACUGAGGCGGGAGGCAGAGACCAUGCGUGAGCGCGAAGGAGAGGAGUUCGACAACACCUGCUGCCCGGAGAAAAGGAAGAAGCUUUGGGAUUUGCUGGAGAAACCUAACUCAUCAGUGGCUGCAAAGAUCCUGGCCAUCGUGUCUAUCCUGUUCAUCGUACUUUCGACCAUUGCUCUGUCUCUCAACACACUUCCGGAGCUGCAGGAAAAUGAUGAAUUUGGGCAACCCAGUGACAACCGCAAGUUGGCGCACGUCGAGGCUGUGUGCAUUGCUUGGUUUACCAUGGAGUACCUUUUACGAUUCCUGUCGUCACCAAAUAAAUGGAAAUUCUUUAAAGGCCCCCUGAAUGUCAUUGACCUACUGGCCAUCUUACCAUAUUAUGUCACCAUCUUUCUCACAGAGUCCAACAAAAGUGUGUUGCAAUUCCAGAACGUGAGGCGUGUGGUCCAGAUCUUCCGAAUCAUGCGUAUCCUCAGGAUCCUGAAACUCGCCAGACACUCGACUGGCCUGCAGUCUCUGGGCUUCACCCUCAGGCGGAGUUACAAUGAGCUGGGCUUAUUAAUAUUAUUUCUGGCUAUGGGGAUAAUGAUAUUUUCCAGCUUGGUGUUUUUUGCUGAGAAAGAUGAAGAUGCUACCAAAUUCACCAGUAUCCCUGCAUCAUUUUGGUGGGCCACCAUUACCAUGACCACUGUGGGCUAUGGUGACAUUUACCCUAAAACACUGUUAGGGAAAAUUGUGGGUGGCCUCUGCUGUAUUGCAGGAGUCCUGGUAAUUGCCCUUCCUAUACCCAUCAUUGUGAACAAUUUUUCUGAGUUCUAUAAGGAGCAAAAACGCCAGGAGAAAGCUAUUAAAAGGAGAGAGGCUCUUGAAAGAGCCAAAAGGAAUGGCAGCAUCGUUUCUAUGAACUUAAAAGAUGCCUUUGCUCGAAGUAUGGAGCUGAUAGACGUGGCUGUGGAGAAGGCCGGAGAGUCAGCCAAUACCAAGGACUCAGUGGAUGACAAUCACCUGUCUCCAAGCCGGUGGAAGUGGGCCAGGAAAGCUCUGUCGGAAACAAGCUCCAAUAAGUCUUACGAGAAUAAGUACCAGGAGGUUAGCCAAAAGGACUCCCACGAACAGCUGAACAACACUUCUUCCUCCAGCCCACAGCAUCUGAGUGCCCAGAAACUGGAGAUGCUAUACAAUGAAAUCACCAAGACACAGCCUCAUCCCCACCCAAACCCGGACUGCCAAGAACAGCCCGAGAGGCCAUCUGCUUACGAAGAGGAGAUAGAAAUGGAAGAGGUGGUCUGCCCGCACGAGCAGCUGGCUGUGGCACAGACCGAGGUCAUCGUGGACAUGAAGAGCACCUCCAGCAUCGACAGCUUCACCAGCUGUGCCACUGACUUCACAGAGACAGAGAGAUCGCCCCUGCCCCCACCCUCUGCCUCUCAUUUGCAGAUGAAGUUCCCCACUGACCUCCCAGGAACAGAAGAGCACCAAAGAGUCAGGGCGCUUCCAUUUCUAUUGCUAAGCAGAGAUAAGGGGCCUGCUGCCAGGGAGGCCACACUGGAUUAUGCCCCAAUUGAUAGAACUGUGAACCUCGACGCUGGGACUUCCCUUGGUCCUCUGCAACCUGACAGUGCCGCUGACAGCCCUAAGAGCUCGCUGAAAGGGAGCAACCCCCUCAAGUCCAGAUCCCUCAAAGUGAACUUUCAGGAAAAUAGAGGUAGUGCACCCCAGACUCCACCCAGCACAGCCAGGCCACUGCCAGUAACCACAGCUGAAUUUCCGCUCACCACCCCUCAGCACAUCAGUACCAUCCUUCUAGAAGAAGCCCUCCCCCAGGGAGAGAGACCCUUGCUGAGUGCUGAUGUUUCAGCACACUGUCAGGGACCUUCCAAAGGGCUAUCCCCCCGAUUUCCCAAGCAAAAACUGUUUCCUUUCUCUUCUAGAGAAAGAAGGAGCUUCACUGAAAUAGACACUGGAGAAGACGAAGACUUCUUGGACCUCCAAAGGUCAAGACCAGACAAGCAAGCAGACUCCAGCCCCAACUGCUUAGCAGAUAAGCCUAGCGAUGCCAGAGACCCUUUAAGAGAAGAGGGCUGUGUGGGUUCUUCCUCCCCUCAGAACACAGACCACAACUGUAGGCAAGACAUUUACCAGGCUGUGGGUGAAGUCAAAAAGGACAGUAGUCAAGAAGGGUACAAGAUGGAGAACCACUUGUUUGCCCCAGAGAUUCAUUCCAACCCAGGAGACACAGGUUACUGUCCCACUCGUGAGACCAGCAUGUGACUAGUUAUAAAAGCAAUAAAAAACUUGUUUCUUAAAAAUGCGAUCGAUAAUGCCGUGAACUAAAAUAUGGGAAACCCCUCUCCCCAAAAAAACAGUGCAUAAGAUGUUAUUUUUGCAUGGCAUGAACAGUUUAGUUUAAGUACUGUUUAAAUAAAGAGUCAAGACUGCAUUUUGUAACAAACAGAACAGAGUCAAGGACAGCGAGCAAAUAAAGAACUCUGUUAGGAACCAGUGAUCUGCAAUGUCUGACAUUUCUGAUCCUUUCAUUUCGAACUGGAGGCAGAUUUUCCGGUUUUAAAUUUUACAUUAUCAUGAAUUUUAGGAUUUGCACAUGAAGGGAUGAAAUGUCACUGCCUGUGUUCAUGCUUAUGCGGAGGAAGGUGCUUUGAGCUUGCAAAAUGCAUAACUUUGUAAAUAGGCCUGGAUGCAAAAGUGUCAAGAACAUGUGUAUACAAGUUUCUGAGACACAGGUACUUCCUUCACAGCUACUACCUGGAGGGACUGUCCAGACUUCCUGUUGCAAGCUUGCAACCUCUUCUUAGCCCACUCUGUGCAUCUGGCUUUGGAUUAUAAAGCUCUUAUGUUUGUUUAGAGGCAUACAGUAUUUUUAUUUAUUUGGGAUAUAAUUCAGAGGGUAUGUUUAUAUGUAUUUUUAUUUAUUUGGAAUAAAAUUCAGAGGGCAUUAUUUUCCCUUUUUCUUUUGCUUUUGCUGUUGCAUUUGUGGUGUUAUUUAUAAAUCAUGGAAAUUAGUAAGAUUUAAUGACCAGAUAUCAAGUAUUUGGAAUUUAAGCUUGAAUAUUUGCCUAUAAAUUAAAUACCAUGUCAUAGACUAUUAUAGAAAUUCAUUUUCAUAAACUUGAAAAUGUAUAGAGGGUUCUAUCAUAAAAUUUUUAAAAAUUAAAUUAGUAUCCCACAUUUGGAAAUCAUCUUUAAAAUGAUUUCUUUUGGCACUGCAUACAUGGCUGUAUUCUCCUCUGCUGUCCAACAUACAAGUUAAGAUCUGUUAAAAUGGAAAUUCCACAAAAUGACUCUUGGAAAAAUAAAAGUAGAGCACCCUUAACUGACAGAGCUGAACCCCAAAUGAACUACUGUGCUAGGAUCCCAGGUCUGGAAAUGCAGCACUAAAUACUUCUCAGUAUAGGACAGAGGUAUAAGAUGACACUACCAGUCAUAGAAGGAUUUUUCUUUUCUUUUUUUUUUUUUUCAGACUUUGAAUCCUUCCCAUGCAUGGCAAGAGCACUCUCAGUAUAUGCAGCAACUGGGCAGGCUCUCUCAAGCUUCCAACCGCAGAACCCCCUAGAAGAGGUCAGGACUUCCCUGCUGAGGGUCACUUCUGGCACUUUCUAAUGGAACACACUGAAGACAAAAGCAUUGGGCAUUGGAGGUUGCCCUUGAACUCACCUUGCUUUGUGUAAAGGAAAGUUCUAGUUACCACGGAGCAGCUACCAGCCAUGCAGUCUCCAGAGUGACUCUACAACCUCUCGUGAUCUCACUUGUAUCCAAAUAAAUAAAAAAACACCAAGUUAUUCCAAGGCCCCCUUAUGAUUUCAAAUUAAUGAUUUCUAGUUUCCUGGCAAUGCUCAGGUUUUGCCUCAGCAAAAAUGUAUUUUGUGCAUGUGUAAGUACAGUUCAGGGAAUUGAGAAAGCUAACAGGACAAACUAAAAGCAAAGUUUGGUGUUUAAGGGGAAAAAUCUAAAUUUUGUUCUUUUUUUUUAGGAAAACCAUUCAGGUAAAAGAUCCCAAUAUUUAAAAUCUAAUAUGUCUUUAAUAUUUCUUAGCUAAUAGUCUCUGGUCAUUAAAUCUCAGAUAAGAAAAUAAAAAUGGUCCUGAUGCUAAAAACUAAUUUAAAAUAUUUCUUCUAUCCCAUUGUGCUUAGAAUUUCUUAAUGGUUUUCAUGUUUUUUGGUUUUUAUGGUUUUGUUUCAUAACAUAACCUUUAAGAGUUUAUAGUAAUUAGUCACUGAUAUUUAUAUUAUGCAUACUUCUUUUAGUGUCUAAAGACCACAUAUUGAUAAGGUUUUGUAAAUCUAGAGUAUUUGAAUUUUCUAUAUAUAGUUUUUCAAAGUCAAGCAGGUAUAUCUAUUGUUAGAUGAAUAGCAAAUAAGUUAGGAAGAUCAUUUUCUUCAUACAGCCUCAUGAAGCAGUUAUUUUCUAAUGUCUCCUACAGUGAAUCUCUAUUUUUUUUAUUCAUCUGGCUUCAUAAGUGGACUUAUUGCCCUGCCAUAUGACCAGUGUCCCACUCUUUGUGUGUCUGUCUGGACUUUUACUGAGAACCCCCUUCCAUAACACUUAGGUUCAGAACCCUUAUCCAGUCUAAAAGUUUCUGUUGUUUUCCCUGGAAGCAUUUUUCCUAGAGUCUCUCCCUGUCUUUCUAAUGGUUUGUUAGGAAGAUUUCUGUUUGUAAGUUUUCAAGAAUUUAAAAACAAACAAAAACAUCCCUUGGAAAUCUCAUCUUUUGUGUUCCUCUGAUUGAAAGUCUUCAGCUAAGAGAAAAAAAACAGAAAAUUUUCCUCCAGGAAUCUUUGACUUUGCUGUUUCACAUGGAGGUAUCUCCUGGAAUGCACUUGUGAAGCCUUUCUAAACUUCAGCAAAUGGCAUCUAAUUCAGAGGAGAACGUGUCUGCCUGGAAAGACAUGGAUACACCUAUCAAGUGUGGAAUUCUUUCGAAGUCUCUUAUGUUCUACAUUAAAAGUUCAUGUCCGCACUGCAACAUACCCCACGAUAUAUCUGUUUCAGUAUUUUUUAAAUGCUGUUUUAUAUUACUCAUCAACAGUAAAACUGACAAUCAUAUGACUUCAAAUACCUCUUUCCCAUCCCUUGAAAAACACCACAAACAUUUAGAAAGGACUGCCUGAAUGGGCUAUUGGAAGGCUAUACUUCUAAGAGUUCAUUUCACCAUUAGCUAGCUCAGUGGCCAGGAAGAAAUGGCCAAUGAAAAAGACUAUUUGAAUGGCCUCAAAAGAGCAUGGUCCCUCAAAUAGCUAGGCUGUUUCUCCUGGCUCUCUUAACCAGCAUAAAUUGCCCCCAAGAAGUUUUUUAUCUCAAACAUAAGAGCAUAGAUAUGAUGUGCAUUGAGUUCUGGAUGGAGACCAAUGGGAAAAGGACCUGCCUAGCAUGCAUGGCAACCUGUUUAAUCCCCAACACUGCAGAAGAAAAAGGAACAGAGUAAGAAAGGAAGAAAUACCUUGAGUUGGUCCACACAUAUACCUAGCGGUUCCCUGAAAGUGACUUAAUUGUUGUCUCAUCAUUCCUCUAGAAAUUCCCUCACUCUGACACAGCCUACUGCUUUGAAGUAAGACAUGAUCAAGCACUAUCAUGAUGAGACUAGAUCUGGUAGCAAAGAGAGUAUGCGCCCAAUGUCUGUUUCCAUAUUUUCUUGACAACAUUCUUACUCUCACACUGGCCAUGAAAAUUUAACACUUUAUUUUUUUUUCUUCAGAUUAGAAAUGGGGGGGUGGGGGAAGGCUUAGACACGUAGACUACUUCACAGUUCCUUCUCUCUCAACAGCUUUCAGAAUUAUCAGUAAAUGACAAAAGAAGCCUGUUCUUUGCCGGGUCCCGCGUAGAUCACUGGUAAGUGGUAGACCCUGACCUCAGGCACAUCAUCUGACUGGCAUCCUAAUAUACCACUAGAAAGCUAUUCAAACAGUUUCUCCCAUCAAUGUCUAAAUUAUGUAAAUAAACAGAAAUCAUAUUGAUAACAUGAAAUGAUAUUUUUAGUAGCAAGAAAACCUGUGGGAUGGUAAAAGACUAACAAUUUUGAUGAGCCAAAUUGGGCACUUAUAUUAACCAACUGGGAAUUCUGGACAUAUUAUAGAUAUUCCUUAGCUAAGAAGAAAGCCUCAUGUUUGCAACGUGAUAUGUCACACACAUGAAGCAGAAGGAUGCAGAAAGCCGUUGAUCUUACCCAAAAGCAGACAGAGCUAAAGUCACCUCCAAUCUAAAGUAAAACACAUCAUUUAUUAAAUUCAGUCACUGUGCUGCUGUUUACUCAAUCAGAUGAUACUAGGUGGACCCUUCCUCUUCCAUGCCAAUCACAGUAGCAUGAGCAAUGGUACAACUCUUAACCUCACACAGCUUCCUGACACUUUCGGCUACACCACUGAUACGGAGGGGAAGAUACUUGAGGUUACUGCCAAAAGGUCACCUGUCAGGCUGAAAAGAUAAUCACCUAGUGAUCUCAUCAGAGAACUAUAGAACAUAAAUAAAUUAUAUUACUUUCCCAAAGAACCAUUUUCCUAAGAAAUAAAUGAAGUGCAUAAAGCCAAACUUAUAAUUAUGCUUGAAUCGUGUUUAGUUUUUAUACUUGAAAUAACAAAUUGUUAAUCUGAUUGAGUGAGAUCCUGAACUAUCUUUGUUAUCUGGUAAAUUAAAAAUUAAUAUUUUAUGGUUGGGAAUGUACCUCUGCGGUAGAACACUUGCCUGCAUGAGGCUCUUGGUUGGAUCCCCAGUACAAAAAAAAUAUUUUAAUGAGAUAUAUUUCUUAUCAAAAUAGCUAAUAAUAGUCUAUCACAAGUAACUAGAGAAAAAUUUAGUACUAGUGGGAAAGGAUUGAAAAAAUUUACAUUCAUGAAUAAAUUUUAAAAUGGAGCAUUUAAGUGUUUUUCUUCCUGCAGUCUCUUAGCAACAUUACAGGAUAUAACAUUAUUCUCUACUUAAUCUUCUAAAUUCCUAACAUUUAAAAGUCAGCAUUCAAAAGUCCUGCAGCUUGACUCAAAGAAUUUAAUCACUAGGUUCAUAGAGAUUUGAAAGUAUAUUGGUUAUUUUGCCACUGCCAUGUCUUCCUCAAAGUAGCACAAAAAAAUAAGGAAAUAAAGGAAAACACAUAUGAGAAAAGAGAAAUGGAUUUGGUGGCACAUGUCUUUAUUGUUGAAAUGGGAAGGCUGGGAGUUUAAGCACAGUUGUUGCUACACAGGGAACUUCAGAUUAGCCUGGCUAAUCUAGGGAGACCCUAUCCCAAAAGGAGGAGGAAGAAAAGAAAGAAGAGGAAGGGAAGCAGCAGAAGCCCAACAUGGUAGUGUGCACAUGAGUCCUUACACUCAUGAGUUCAAGGCCAGCCUGGUCUACAUAUCAAAGUGAGCAGCCCGUACACACUCUAGUUAACACUGCAAUCCUUUGGUGGUUUCAACAGUAAUUUCUUUCACUUGCCUUUGUAAAAUAACCUGAUUCAAUUCCAUGAAUCCUUACCACUGUCAUUUAAGUGCAUUACCUUCCUUAGUAAGUCUAAAAGGUUAUUUUAUAUAUAGAGAGAAAAACCAUAGAGAGAAAAAGGUAUAAUAAGUUGUUUCAACACCAGAAAAAGACAAAAUACAAAAGAUUUUUUAAAUCAAGUAAUUAGUGUAUUCUUAAUUUGUUGUAUAUACCUGCAUAAAUGUUGUACUUACACAAAUACACGUGUAUGAAACGUAGGUACUUAGGAGAUACAUGAAGAAGAGAAUCAGGCCAUAGUUUCCACUUUACUUCCUCUCCUAAAGAAGUUAUUUCUUAUCACCAAACAAUUCUAAAUUACUGUUGGCACAUAAUAAAACUUUCCCUAUAAUCAAUAAUUGCCCGAGUUAACAAGCACAAACAUCGAUGCCUUCCAGCUUACAGUCCAGCAGAUGCUUCAUAUUUAAGUGAUUGUGUUCCGUGUGAAAUCCAGUUUUACAGAGUGAGCUUGAAAGAGCAUCACAAGGUAUCUGAAUCUGUUGUCUGAGAUCUCAAAAGUCCUUUGCUGUACCCUUAGACUCAAGGUGUUUAUUUUCAUUCUUUAAUCUAGUAUCCAAAUUCCACCAUGGCUUAAAAUUACAAUAGCUGCCUGAUAUUAAUAAAAGUGUAUGAAGAUAUUUCUACUUCAAAAGAGAAAAAGAAAGGUGAAUGAAAGAAAAUAUUAAAGAUAAAUCAUGUUUAUUAAUAAAACUGGUUUUAAAAGAUAGGAGCUCUCUGUAGGUAGCCCAGGUUGGCCUCAGAAUCACAGUCCUCCUGUCUCAGCUACCUAUGAAGUGAUCAUUUGUAACUAUUAUGUUUUGUAUUUGCAACACUAGCCUCCAUUUAAGCCAACACAAUGUACUGCUUGGUAAAAAUCCUACUGCUGGUCUGAGUCCAUUCACAUCCUUACCUGCUGACAAAGAUAUGGCUGGAGAGUUUUUUUAUAGUUAUUUUUCAUGUUACUGGAUCUGAAAUAGAUUUGAGGUGGCAUAUCACGUCAAAACAACAGCCUUUCAGAAUGAAGACACAGAACCCUGACACCCCGAGGUGAAGACCCAAAGGUGUAUCAUAAUAACCAUCCUUCUAUGUUUAUUCUCUACCUUAGAUGCCUUCUAGUGCUCAACGCAAGAAAAGGUGAAUUCUGUGAGAAUUUGUACAUAGAUGUAAUGGUCAAGCCCAACCCGUAUUCCUGUCCCUUCAAUCCCUCCCCUGGGUCCCCACCGCUAUUCCUUCCCAAUUCCAUAUGUUCCACAAAAGGUGGGAUCCUAUUGGCACAGAAAAGGUGGCUGGUGACCAGGAGUAAGGACAAGUUCUCUACCACUUUUUAUGUCCAUGUCCCCUGGAUGCAGUCAGAAACAACCAGGUUCCAGACAUUUCUGUGAUCACAUCUCCUUUUUCUUUUUAUUGUCCCUUUUAGUUUGCUACUCUCUGCACUACAUUCUCAGGGCGCCUUGACUGCUGCCUGUAAAACACACACACACACACACACACACCAACAAAAACCUGCAAAUUUUGCUACAUCUUGAUUAGUGCUAUAUAUCUUUACUCUAGCUAUACAGUGUGCAUCACUUUGACGUUUUUGCCACUAUGGGAAACUAGGCAAAAACUGAAAAUGGCGGGAGGGGGUGGUUACCAGUCAUGGUGUAAAGACAAUACUGCCUUGUUGGCCUUCUCAACAGCUCCUACUCUGAUAGCAUCUACUUGGAGACCAUGAAUAGAGUGUGACAUACCCCCUGGAUUGAUCCUGUUAGAGAAAGGAAUGUCUUCUAAAGUUCCCAUAGACAUCAGUUGUGCUAGCCAGAAAUCCUGCUAUAGUCAAAUUGCUCACCCAUCAUUAAGGCAAAAUACAGCUGGAAUUUUUACUUGGAAAUAUGGGCUAUGUUUUGUUUGUUUGUUUGCUUUUUGGUUUUUGGGAUCUUUUGCCUGUAAGUUUUAUACAAAUCACUAUAUUUGACUAAAGUUGAAAGUAUUUUUAAAGAAAAACAGACAUAAAAAGGCAAUAUUACCAUUAUUAACCCAAAUUACUUACUCAACGGGAAUGCUGUCACCAGAAAUAAUUAAUAAAAAUGCAUAUACUACUAAAAUUUCAGGAAGGAUAAUUGAAAUCCUUUGUAUUCAUCUCAAAAUCAAAGAAAGAAAAAGAAAAGUCUGCAACUCACAAAACAUUAGGUUUAUCACACAAUAAUCAAGUUCCAAACUUAUGCAAUUUUAAAGAGGUAUAUAUUAAACCAUAAAAAAUUCAAAAGUGAAUGUGUAGAAAGGCUCUAUUAAGCAAAUAUGAGGUGCCAUUAGCAGAGUGAAGCAUUUUAACAGCCUUUAAUUUCACGACAGAAUAGCUAUGCAAGCUCUUAGCACCUUGCUUUCAUUGAAAUACUUUAUUUUCAACUGUUGCUUAUAUGUUGUUUGCUUGCUUGUUCUGUUCUCUUUGAAGAAGGGAGUAUUCAUAGAAGAGGGUUUAAAGGUAUAAAUUAUUGGGCAACUUACUGUUCCUGGAGUAUGUGGGCAACCAUAUGGCCUUCACUGUCCUUGAUUCCCCCACUUCCCUUUCCAGGCUUUGCUGUCUUGGUUGUGAGAACAGUCUUGUGAUCACAUCUCACAUCCUUCUCCCUCCAGUUUUUCACUCCUCUUCUGUCUGUAGUACAUGCCAGGUGUCCUUCCCUAGGGCCCACCUGCUUAGAGCUCACAGGUACCAAGUCACAAGCAAGAGCAAGUGGGCCAUUAGCAAUAACAACUUGAAGCCUAAAGCCAGAAGGAGGGUUUCAGAAAACUUAGAGGCUAAAGGGAACUGUCCCAGAACAGGAGAAUAACAUGAUUUGACAUCGUUCUUUCCCCGUGCGUGACCAAAAAUACAGUUCAGGUGGUACUGUGAGUCAAGUCCAGGCAAUCACUCCUGCUAUGUAUUACGUCUAUGGCUGAGCUGCACCAGUAGGUCAAAUACAGUGUAUUCAAGUUUUCACCACGAUGGAAAACUAGAAAGGAAAUAACUAGGUUUUUUUAGAAAGAUGGAACCAAAUUCAUUUGUGUAUCCCAAGGCAACCAUUUCAAAUGCAAGCUUUUCUACUAAUUGUGUGGGAAGCUCAUGAGUGUGUCUGUUUUCAAAGCAAUAUCCCAAAGGAAGAUACCAGUGUCAUCUUUCUAGUUUUCUAUAGUAACAGACAUUUCAGUCAGGGAAAACUGAUAUUCUGGUAAGUUUUCAUGUAGAUAGGGGACAAAAUUCUAAUAGCCAUUCAUACAAAACCUUAGCAAAAGAUACUAGGGUGGAAAGAAAGCCAUAAUGAAAAACUCAUACUUUGACAAUCACGUAGUCAUAAACAAUUCAUAUUUGAAUUAGGAUUUUAAAUUUUUCUUCUAUGUAAAAAACAUCUUUAAGUUACCAUGUGAAAUAAAUACUACUUAUUUUUAUUAUAAUAUGUAAAUUUCUAUUGUAACUUAAAUGAAAUGGAAUGUAGGAAAACACUAAGCAUACUGCUGGACAAAUAGAAGGCGUGUGUCUUAAAAUCAGAAUUCCAAAGGAAGAGGUUCAAGUCACAUUUGUGUUCUCAAAAAUGAGUUCUCAAAUCCUUUUGUAGCUUCCUGAACAUCCAAAAAAUUUUAAUAUGUGUUUAAGUAAAAUCCACUGUAAUAUAAAAUAUAGGUCAUUUUAUUUGCUAAGUUAUAAACAUAUAGGUACCCUAUGUGGCUUUCAAGAAUGAUAUUAUUUUAACAAAUAACAUGGUAUGAAAACUAGUGGUACAUUUUCAACCUAAUUGCCUUAAAGUUUUAGUGUUCAGUUUGCAAGUCUCAAUUUCUUCUUGAGGAGAACAGCUUCCUACAAUGAUUUCAAUACACUGUCUAUUUGGAUAGUAUUUUGUAUUGUUUCUGUUACCACAAGUUUAAACUGUAUCAUCAUCAUCAUCAUCAUCAUCAUGGGAACAUUCAACAUGGUGGGCCAUCUACCUGUUUCAAAUAUUUGCAAACAUGUGGAUCCAUUUCAUGGAGUGAUUCAUAGCCAAUUUGGUUCCACAGUUAUAGUAACUGACCCUUUGCCAACUAUAUUAUAAGUACAAAGGCUUUGUCAUUAAAUUUUUCCUCAUUAAAUUUUUGGUCUUGAAAACCUAAAGCACAAAUUUUCAUCAGUGGAUUUCACUGGAGACUUUUGUUUUGCUGUAUUUUAAGGUUAAUCUCACUGAUCAAGAAAGGGGACUCAGGGGGAGCUAAUUUUUCAUGACAGUGUGUUUAAAAUUCGGGGCAAUGAAACUGAGAUGAAUGCCCAUAUCUUGUGAUGACGAGUGGUGACCAGGGGACUACAUAUAAGACAACACCCUUCACACUCAGUCUUGACACCACUGCAGCAACUCCAGCCAAAGCAGGCUGACCACUGUGGAAACAGGGUGAGGCGACUCUGAUAUUACAGACAAGCUAAACUGGGACUUCUUCUGUUGAAUCCACAAAAGAAUUUCCAAGAUGCAUUAAAACUUUCUUCUCAGAGAAUCUAGUAGCUAUCACUAGAAAAAAAUGAAAACCAUACUUAAGUUUUAAUGAAUUUUCAUUUGCUUAAUUGGCUUGGGAAGAUUAUUUUAAAUAUGUUUGGUUUGAGGGAGAGGGCAGCUCUUUUGGGGGUUGCUUAGCAAUUUUGUGAAAAUCUUAAUAUAACACACUACUUGGUUUGGACUUUCAAUUCAUUAUAAUUCUUAAAAAAUAAUUCACGUUCUAAGUCAUAAUUGCAUGACAAUUAGCUCCUACUAUUUAGUUAUGGCCUAAUGGAGACUGUAUACCUCUGUUUUCUCAAAACAAUAAAGUUCCUAGUUUAUUAAAUAGUAUUCUGACAGAAGAUUAUGCUGCCCAACCAGCUCUAAGUGUACUGAUACCUGUCUGCAUAUAGUUUGUGCAAAACUUCCAUGUCGACUGUCUUGUGUCUGCUGCACUCUGAAGCUGCCACUGUCAUCGUUUCAUCUUACUAUGCCAACAGCUGUGGUGUCAUGUACAUAGGCCAUGAUACAAACACAGUUGUAAACUGCUUACUAAGCAUCAAGUCUACAAAGUCUGAUGCAAGACAACAACACUGUAGUUCAAACGGCACACUGUGCAAAUCAUCUUCAUCCCUGCAUUCUUUACCACAAAUGCUGAAGCACUGUGUCAUAUCUACAUGAUCAAACUAUGUCGAGUAAUUUAGUUUUAAAAGUCUGCCAACUAACAAAGAAAAAUAUCUACUAACUUUCCCAUAUACAUCACUCAAAUUCUCUUCAGUCGUCAAUGUAGGCCUGUCUCAAAUGGUGUCUCUCAUCACUAUUAUGUGUAAAAUAUAAGGAUGGUACCAUGGUGAGAUUUGACCUGCCUAACAUUGGCUGUUACAACUGGUCAAAGAUUUGUACUAUCCUCAGAAGUGAUGCAGCUAUUACAGCCUAGUAUUCCAAAAUACUGAAUGUGGGGACACUCGGUGUUGGAGUGCUUGGCCUGUGCAUGCAAGGAUGUGGACUCAAACCCCAGCAUCAGAAAACUAAGAAAAACAAAGUUUGGAUACCUACAAAAUUAAUGAUUAUGAACACUGAGGUUCCAGUAUUUGGGGAAAGUGGGAAGCAAGUAAAAGGGGAAAUAGGAGAAAAUGGAGAAGAAAAAACCAGCAGGGCACACAAAGGAAGUGUUAAAUGGGGAGUUAAUGCUUAUAGUGCAUGUUUAUGAGAAAGUGACUGGCUUUGGGAGGUGUACAUACACAGGCAGUCGCGUGUGUAGGAUCAGAAAGGGAUCCUAAAUUGUCUACUGGGUUUCCCCACUCUGGUUUACCAAAGUCAUAUUUUUUUCAUUUUAAUUGUUUAACUUGUCAAAGUCAUUAGUUCAAAAUUUAAUGCUAGGAUUAUAAGCUUAUUGUUAAACUCAAGACAACUAUGUAAAGACUCAUAUUAAUUUUCUGAAAACUGCUGAUGAAGGUGUUUAGUACUGUCAGUAACUAAUGAAUACAAAAGGUCUUGUUCAGGGUAAUCCUGAAUGAUUUCUCUAUAAAAUAUAUUAAUAUGCAACCUGUUCUUUUUCUCUCAUUAUAGAUAUUUUACUUGUUGUAAUGAAAUCCCUAAACAUCCCCCAAGCUACAAAUACUCAAAAAUAUUUUUAAAUCUAAGGAGUCUAAGUAUCAGAUAUUAAAUAUUAAAUGAGUAGUUCUUUCAAUGCUUCUAUACAUAUAUAUUAAUUAAAACAACUUGCUAUCUUGGAGAUACACACGGCAUUAGGAUUGCAGCUGCAGUGCAUGGUACUUCAUUCCUUUUUCUGACAUCAGUGUCUUAGGGGGUUUUCACACUAGUCUAUAAAAGCUCUGAAUGCUGCAGGGAAAAAGAAGCACAAUCAGUAUUUUGUUUUAAGAGUUCCCAAGUGAGUGACCCUGUCCUGUCUCCUCAUGUAAUAACUGCAUUCCACCCUAUACUCUGUUGACUUUCAAUACAGAUUCUCUCUAGAGGCUAAAGCAUAUGUAUAAGUGACUAAGUCUUGUCUAGUCUCAUUCAUCUGCCUCGACAUACUUUAUUCCAUUGUAUCUGCAAAUGAAAUGUUUGUUUCAGUUCCGUAAAGAGGAUGUGGUUUAGCAUAUGCGUGUUUGUUUGGCCGUCCAUCCUGCACCAUUAAUACAAUGCCUUUCUCUCCCAUUUAAUGGUGUUUGUAUCUGUGUCCCUGUAUUUGCUGCAUUUUAGGUACAUAGAAAAAAAAACAUGAUUUUUGUACUUAUAGUUUUGCUCAUCAGCUCAGUAAUUCUGCACCAAUCAGCAUACUUCUCUGCAUGUAGUAGUCUAUACAAUUGUUCAACAUCAAAAUACUUGUUUCUUUUGUGUCAAAAUGUCUAUAAAAUUGCCAGCAUUGUUCUCCAUUUCAGUCUGGUAGAAUACGUGAGAUAGAAAAUAAAUGUGCAAAUGAUU
Molecule: messenger RNA, 15194 nt
Organism: Mesocricetus auratus (golden hamster)
Lineage: Eukaryota; Metazoa; Chordata; Mammalia; Rodentia; Cricetidae
Gene: Kcnb2
Product: potassium voltage-gated channel subfamily B member 2
Exons: 3
Coding region: 409-3132 (907 amino acids)
Biological process (GO): potassium ion transmembrane transport; protein homooligomerization
Cellular component (GO): membrane; voltage-gated potassium channel complex
Molecular function (GO): protein binding; delayed rectifier potassium channel activity
Source: RefSeq, a predicted model, not a curated record